Molecule: messenger RNA, 2254 nt
Organism: Meriones unguiculatus (Mongolian gerbil)
Lineage: Eukaryota; Metazoa; Chordata; Mammalia; Rodentia; Muridae
Gene: Mrpl35
Product: mitochondrial ribosomal protein L35
Exons: 4
Coding region: 97-663 (188 amino acids)
Biological process (GO): translation
Cellular component (GO): ribosome; mitochondrion
Molecular function (GO): structural constituent of ribosome
Source: RefSeq, a predicted model, not a curated record
UUGGCCACGCCUGUUCGCCUUCACUCCACCUCUACGUUUUUAGCCUUUUGUUCCGGCGCUUUUGGUCCUCUGCGGCCACCGUAGGCAGCUUGCAAGAUGGCGGCCUCCGUCUUCACGGGUGCCUUGAGAGCUGCCUCAGGGAUAUUCCGUCCCCUGAAUGUGUUGGCGUCUUCAACCUUUCGGAACUGUGCCAAGAAUACCUGUCUUAAUUCCGCACUGUGUGCCGCCCAUGUUAGACACACUCAGUCAUCAGCUGUUUCCUCUGCCCCAAGACUUGUCACAUCUGUCAGACACCUGGCAUGUGGGCCUACUGCAGAAGUCCUUAACAGAGUGGCCGCAUUGGUUCCCAGCAUCCUGAAGCCGCCGGUCAGAACUCUAACAUACUGCAGCUCACGGAAAGGCAAGAGAAAGACAGUAAAAGCAGUUGUGCAUCGGUUCCUUCGACUGCAUUCUGGCCUCUGGCUAAGGAGGAGGGCUGGCUACAAGAAAUCAUUGUGGAAAAAGUCAACUGCAAGAAAGAAGCGCCUGAGGGAAUUUGUGUUCUGCAACAAGACCCAGAGUAAACUCCUAGAUAAAAUGACAACAUCUUUCUGGAAGAGGCGCAACUGGUACGCUGGUGAUCCGUACCAGAUGUACCAUGAUCGAACGAACCUGCGAGUAUAGGUCAGAGCUUUCAUAGGUUCCCAGCUAUGGAAUGUGGAUCUUUGUGUAAAAGUGAGCAUGUGUUAAACUGUAAACUGUACCAACUGAUAGGCAAGCAUAGAAUAUCCCAUUGUGCUUUAAAACCCAAUACACUAAACAUUGCAUUGGUCAUAGAACUAAAAGUUAAAAAGUUUUGUGUAUUAUUUCCAACAAAUGGUAAUAGCUUUCCUCAUUCCCAUUAGUUUCAAGGAAUCUCAAGUGAGGAAAAAUAUAAAAAGACACUGAAAACAGUGGGCCUUUUUGUGGGAUUGAGAUUGUAUCCAGACCUUGUCCAUGCUAAACAGACAUCCUGGAUGCCUGUUUCCAGCAUGACACCUCACAGUUUGAUCUCCUACUUGAAACUGCCCCACCCCAGCUUUGGGAAGGCCAGAUUGGGUGGAGCAGGAGAUGGUGGGGCUUCAUGCCCUGGCUCUACCGUGUGUGUGAGGCUCUAUACCAUCACUGUCUUUAAGCUUGGCUUUUGCUUAUGUAAAGUUUAUGCUCCCUCAGACUGACUUCAGCUUGAACCUUUGAACCAUUACAACCAUCAACUCUGUUAUCUCAUCUCUUGUAACUGACGGGACGCUAAGCGGGCCAGCUUACCUUUUCAUUGUACUCUUACUCCAUGCCACUGUGCAGUGGAGAGCUUGCCUGUUCUUGGGUCAGGAUCUCACCCAGGCUCUCUUAGUUGUAUCAGCCAGCUUGUAUGAAGUCAAAAAGUAGUUGUUAGCUCUUAUGCUUAGAGGUGACACGGGGUAGCAAUGUACUUUCAUCCCGUGUCCUGGGUUCUUCGUGUUUAUGACUGUUAUCAUUCAUUUUAUUGUAACAAAGUACUUUUCAUAAAAGUAAGUCACCUUUCCAGAUACCCUUCUUAAAACACAUAGCUCUGCAAUAAAUUUCUGCCCAAUUUUUUUUUCAACUUCUUUUUUUUUUUUAAUGUAUGAGUGUUUUGUCUCUGUGUAUGCAUGUGCACAUACACAUAUGUGCCUGGAGCCUGGUGCCCUUGGAGGCCAGAAGAGAGUUGUUGGGUCCACCGGCAUUGGAAUUAGAGAUGGUUGUGAGCCACCAUGUGGGUGCUGGGAGUUGAACCAGGGUCCCCUGCAAGAACAGCCAAUUUUUAAAUGCUGAACUGUCUCUCCAGCCCUCUGCCCAGUUUUUCAGAGGCACUAUAUAUAUUUUUUAAAGUGUAUCCACUUAAGAUUUCUUAUUUUUAUUUAUAAGGAUAAGCUUUUUUUUCCCAGAAUUCUCUAAAAAUGCACUGUGGAAACUAAGGGGAAAGUAAUACCUGUCAUUUGAUGAGACUAAUGUGCUGCCAGCUGUGCUCAGAGGGCAACAAUGAAUGGAUGAUAAUUCAUUUUAGAAAUAAUGACUCCAUGGCUAUUUCACCGCGAAUGCACGUGAUUUUGCUUGCUCUCAAAGCUACGCAGGGUCAGGCUUAGCGAGUGGCAAGUGAUGGCUACAGUCUAAGACAGUGACUCUUAGCUCUCACACUAGAAUUAUCUGGAAGCAUCUUUAAACAAAUGAGCUUGCCUAGCUGAAAGCUCUCAUUAAAUAAAUUACUAUUUGAAAUCUG